GCUACUCUCCUCUAUGGUUUGGCGUGGAAAGACAGUUGAGAGGGGAAGAGUGACAAGUGAACCGAGAGGAAGAGUGAGGGGAAGAAGGGAAUAAAAUAAAGUGCAUGAGGACUGUGGACAUGGAUGCCCUAGCACUAGAGGCCACCAGCACUAAGAAGCCGGCUAACGGUGUGGCGGUGCCUGCCCCGGUGCCGGCUCCAGCCCCGGCCAAACGCAAACCUGCUAAAAAAGCUAAAAAGGCUGUUGUUUUCUUUGAGGUGGAGAUACUGGAUGCCAAGACCAAGGACAAGCUCUGCUUCCUGGACAAGGUCGAGCCAAAUGCCACCAUCGGAGAGAUCAAGUCUAUGUUCCACAAGAGCCAUCCUCAGUGGUACCCAGCCAGACAGUCCAUCCGCCUCGACCCCAAGGGGAAGUCUUUGAAGGAUGAGGAUGUUCUGCAGCAUCUCCCUGUGGGAACCACGGCAACCUUCUACUUCAGAGACCUGGGAGCCCAGAUCAGCUGGGUCACAGUCUUUCUGACCGAGUACACCGGUCCUCUGGUCCUCUAUCUGAUGUUCUACUUCAGAGUUCCCUUCAUCUACGCACCCAAAUAUGACUUUACCACCAGUAAACACUGGGUCGUACAUCUCGCCUGCAUGUGUCACUCUUUCCACUUCGUUAAGAGGCUGCUGGAGACGCUGUUUGUCCAUCGCUUCUCUCAUGGAACAAUGCCGCUACGCAACAUCUUCAAGAACUGUACCUACUACUGGGGCUUUGCAGCAUGGAUGGCCUAUUACAUCAACCACCCGCUGUACACACCACCUAUCUAUGGGGAGCAACAAAUCCGACUGGCCCUCAUCUUAUUCCUGUUCUGUCAGAUCGGCAACUUUUCUAUCCACAUUGCUCUUCGGAACCUCCGUCCACCAGGCUCUAAGACCAGGAAGAUUCCUUAUCCAACCAAGAACCCCUUCACCUGGAUUUUCCUGCUGGUCUCCUGCCCCAACUACACCUAUGAGCUGGGCUCCUGGCUUGGCUUCACACUGAUGACCCAGUGCCUGCCGGUGGCCUUCUUCACCUUGGUGGGUUUCAUCCAGAUGACUGUGUGGGCGAAGGGGAAGCAUCGCAGCUACCUGAAGGAGUUCCGCGAUUAUCCUCCUCUCCGCUCUCCCAUCCUGCCCUUCAUCCUGUAGAGGACUACUUGACCGUUCAUCUCUUUCCGCUUGUAGGAGUUAAAUACACCCCCACCCCUAACUGAGGAGGUGCUCUCCCUUUUCCCAACCUUCACUGGAACUUAGUAGACUGACUGGCUGAAAUAUUCUAACCCUGUCCCCUUUUCGCCCCUGAACCAACUUUUCUUUUCCUUCCUGUCUGUGAAUCCUAUAAUAUUGAGUUCAAAUAUAAAUAACUACAUUUGUUCUAUUUUUUUUGUAUUUCCCACAAACCCAUUCUGAUUGGUUAAUUGACGCGUGUGAGUUUGCGCUCCCAGAGCAGUUCUUCACCUUCAAACUACCCAGUAUACUGUUUGACAUACUGUACAUAAAUAAUGUCAAGAUGUUGUUCCACUCUGUCAUCUUGUACUGCUGAUUUGAGGCUGAAUGUGCAUCUAGCGAGAUUCGGUAAAACUUCCAACGGUUUAGUUUUUAUAUCCAUUCAUCUAAAUUUGAAAUCAGACGGCAUGUCAUUUUGUUGUCUGAAGUAAUUUAUUAAAAAAAAAAUGUAAACCAA
Molecule: messenger RNA, 1704 nt
Organism: Cottoperca gobio
Lineage: Eukaryota; Metazoa; Chordata; Actinopteri; Perciformes; Bovichtidae
Gene: tecrb
Product: trans-2,3-enoyl-CoA reductase b
Exons: 11
Coding region: 105-1169 (354 amino acids)
Biological process (GO): very long-chain fatty acid biosynthetic process
Molecular function (GO): oxidoreductase activity, acting on the CH-CH group of donors
Source: RefSeq, a predicted model, not a curated record